Messenger RNA from Paramecium pentaurelia, 722 nucleotides. NCBI's taxonomy places the organism in Eukaryota, Ciliophora, Oligohymenophorea, Peniculida, Parameciidae. The record is from the annotation of a GenBank genome assembly.
UAUGUCCGAUAACAGAAUGCGAAACAUUCCAUCAAGUAUUUUAGAUUUUCAUGUAUUUAGCUGCUUCUUCAAAAUAAUCAUCACAAUAAUCAUGCAAAAAGAUUGAACAUUCCCCAACAAGUUACUAGUUAGUGCUUUCAUAAUUUUGUAAUAACUAAAAACGAGAAAAACCCUAAAAAUCAGUUCCAUGCAUGUAAUCAGAUAGAAGUCUAAUUCAAAAUUUACAAUAAUAAAUCAUUGAGCUAACAAAAAAAGUAGAGUAUCUCAGUUAGGAAAAUAAAACACUCAAACAAAAUCGAGGAAAUACUUUAGAUGUAUUUGUUUAACUUAUAUUUCUAGAAUAUUCAAUAGAAAUACUAAUAAAUGAAUAACUAUAGUAAGUUGUUAGAAUAAUUGCAAUAAUUAAAAAUAGAAAACAUCUCAUUAAAACAAAGUCUAUUUCAAUUAAAAAUAGAUUUCUAAAUCUCAAUAAAUCCAUUGAAAUAAAUUAUUAACCAUUAUAUUACAGUACCCCAACAUGAUAUUAAAGAUGUUUUUGAAUUAAGACUUUCAUAAUUAGAAGGUGAGUAUUAAUGAUUAAAUUUUUAGAAUAAAUUUCACUUUAAAAGUCUAAAUGCGAAUUAUUGAAUAUUGAAAGAACUUAAUUACUUGAACAGAACAAUAAUUUAGAAAAUGAACUAUAUUAAUGUAAAUAAAAGUUAGAAAAUACCAUUAAGAAAUGA